Antrostomus carolinensis (chuck-will's-widow) is the source of this 1862-nucleotide messenger RNA. RefSeq names its product leucine rich repeat and Ig domain containing 3 (gene LINGO3). NCBI's taxonomy places the organism in Eukaryota, Metazoa, Chordata, Aves, Caprimulgiformes, Caprimulgidae. The record is from RefSeq and is a predicted model, not a curated record. Bases 45 to 1862 code for a protein of 605 amino acids. Gene Ontology annotation, molecular function: protein binding. The transcript is spliced from 2 exons.
AUGGGUCACCGUUCUGGGAGUGAUGGUAGUGAGCCCAUAAGACCAUGCUCUACACAAUGACAUGUUGGCUCCUGGUCCUGGUUCUCCACCUGGUCCUGCUGAGCCCCCCGCGGGUGGCAGCCUGUCCUGCCCGCUGCGAGUGUGCCCCGCAGAUCAAGUCGGUGGUGUGUCACCGCAAGCGACUCACCUCCAUCCCUGAGGGCAUCCCCACCGAGACCAAGAUCCUGGAGCUCAACAAGAACCGCAUCCGCUGCCUGAACCCAGGGGACCUCUCCCCAUACCCGCUGCUGGAGGAGCUGGAUUUCAGUGAGAACAUCAUCUCCAAUGUGGAGCCGGGCGCCUUCAGCAACCUCUUCAACCUGCAGACCUUGCGACUGCGGGGAAACCAGCUCAAGCUCAUCCCCCCAGGAGUCUUCACCAAGCUGACCAACCUCACCCUCUUGGACAUCAGUGAGAACAAACUUGUUAUCCUGCUGGACUACAUGUUCCAGGACCUGCGAAACCUGAAGAGCCUGGAGGUGGGUGAUAACGACUUGGUGUACAUCUCACAACGGGCCUUCUCGGGGCUGCUCGGCCUGGAGCAGCUGACCAUCGAGAGGUGCAACCUGACCUCCAUCUCAGCCGAGUCACUCUCCUACCUCCAGAACCUGGAGGUGCUGCGGCUCCGGCACCUCAGCAUCUCCGCACUGGAGGACCAAAACUUCAAGAAGCUCUACAACCUCCUGCAGCUGGAGAUCGACAACUGGCCAUUGCUGGAAGAUGUUUCCCCUACCAGCUUCCAAGGCCUGAACCUCACCUCGCUCUCCAUCACAUACACCAACAUCACAGCCGUGCCCGCCGCUGCCUUGAGGAACCUGGUGUACCUCCGGUACCUGAACCUGUCCUACAACCCCAUUAGCACUGUGCUGAAGGGCUCCUUUAAAGACCUCAUCCGGCUCCAGGAGCUCCACAUCGUGGGUGCUCUCUUGGUGUCCGUGGAGCCACAGGCUUUCUCUGGCCUGAGACAAAUCAGGCUGCUCAACCUCUCCAGCAACUUUCUCUCCACGCUGGAGGAGAGCACCUUCCAUUCCGUCAACACGCUGGAGACCUUGCGGGUGGAUAGGAACCCCCUGGCCUGCGACUGCCGCCUUCUCUGGAUCCUGCAGAGAAGGAAGACGCUCAACUUUGAUGGGCAGCAGCCCAUGUGCUCCUCACCACCCGAAAUCCAGGGCAAUGCCCUGCGUGACUUCCCGGACUCUGUGCUCUUCGAGUACUUCACCUGCCAGAAGCCCAAGAUAAAGGAUCGGAAGCUGCAGCACGUGACAGCCCGGGAAGGACAGUCCGUGUCCUUCCUUUGCCGGGCAGACGGGGAGCCAGACCCCUCCAUCGCCUGGGUGUCCCCCCAGCAUCGCAUGAUCACCACCCGCAGCACGGGGAGGGUGACUGUGCUGCCCGGGGGGACCCUGGAGAUCCGCUUUGCCCAGGUGCAGGACAGUGGCACCUACAUCUGCAUCGCCAGCAACGCGGGGGGCAACGACACCUACUUUGCCACCUUGACGGUCAGGGGGCGGCUGGCCGAUGGCUCCCACUAUGCCAACCGGACUUUGUACCUCAGCGAGUUCAACGACACCUCCCACAACGACACGCAAGUCUUCUUGAAGUUUACGUUGGACCUCAAGACCAUCUUGGUCUCUACAGCCAUGGGCUGCAUCACCUUCCUGGGCGUGGUGCUCUUCUGCUUCCUCCUCCUCUUCGUCUGGAGCCGGGGCCGGGGGCAACACAAGAACAACUUCUCGGUGGAGUACUCCUUCCGCAAAGUGGAUGGUCCCACCACCACCACCGGCCAAGGAGGAGCCAGGAAGUUCAACAUGAAGAUGAUCUGA